Messenger RNA from Pyricularia oryzae 70-15, 684 nucleotides. RefSeq lists its product as uncharacterized. The transcript is spliced from 6 exons. Gene Ontology annotation, molecular function: hydrolase activity. Lineage: Eukaryota; Fungi; Ascomycota; Sordariomycetes; Magnaporthales; Pyriculariaceae. The coding region runs from base 1 to 684 and encodes 227 amino acids. Gene Ontology annotation, biological process: antibiotic biosynthetic process. The record is from RefSeq and is a predicted model, not a curated record.
AUGCACGGACAAAGUAAACGUGAAGCUAUUUAUACGACUGGCCCGGAUCUGGCUCACAUGAUCCAACAGAUCCAGGAUCACCAGGCUCAGGAGGUGAGCCAGAUGAUCCAAGGGAGCUGCAGAGCAGCCUCACCAGUAUACAGAGAAUACACUCGUUACUGUGUAAUUGUUUUCACUUCUGGACUGCUUGGCGGCAACGCUGUCGUCGUUUCCGGCGAGCACACCGAGACCCCCGCGCCGCUGUUGGCCGACGACACCCACCUCGGUGUCGGCCUGCCGGGGCCUGGACUCAUGACGGUCGCUUUUAACACCUUAAUAGGGAGCUCUCGCAGCAAGUCACGUCGCGGGCAGUCGGUGGAGUUGCGGAAGAUGCUACGGAACAUGUCACUUGACAACGGUGUUCGCCUGAACAUUGGAGCCAGCGGGGAUGUAGUCUUUGGGUUAUUGAACUCACUCUAUGGUACUCGGCCCAUUAAUUUUCGAGGACCGGCUCAAUCGCAAAAAGCUCAGACAGGGGACAUUAUGCGGGAGCAAAGAAGCUUUUCUCGCAUGGACCAAUCGCCAGACACCUUGUCAUCUUUCCUCGGGCAAAAGACAGGCGUGUCGAAUGGGAACUUAUCGGGCAGUCCUACCGGAUUUAGCGGCCGGUGUAUCCUUGCCAGGCUUUAUAAAUUCGAGCUCUGA